AUGGGGCGGCGGCGGCGGGGGGCGCUGCCGGAGCCGGCGGGCGGCUGCUCCUGCUGCCUGGCGGCGGCGCUGCCGCUUCUGCUGCUGCUGCUGCCCGCCGGGUGCCCGGUGCGGGCGCAGAACGACACGGAGCCCAUCGUCCUGGAGGGGAAAUGCCUGGUGGUCUGCGACUCCAGCCCCUCGGCCGACGGCGCCAUCACCUCCUCCCUGGGGAUCUCGGUGCGCUCGGGCAGCGCCAAGGUGGCCUUCUCGGCCACCCGCAGCACCAACCACGAGCCCUCCGAGAUGAGCAACCGCACCAUGACCAUCUACUUCGACCAGGUAUUAGUUAAUAUUGGCAACCAUUUUGAUCUUACUUCCAGUAUAUUUGUAGCACCAAGAAAAGGGAUAUAUAGUUUCAGUUUCCACGUGGUCAAGGUCUAUAACAGACAAACAAUCCAGGUAAGUUUAAUGCAAAACGGCUACCCAGUGAUUUCAGCUUUUGCAGGGGAUCAGGAUGUCACCAGAGAAGCAGCCAGCAAUGGCGUCUUACUCCUCAUGGAAAGAGAAGACAAAGUGCAUCUCAAACUGGAAAGGGGUAACCUCAUGGGAGGGUGGAAAUAUUCAACCUUUUCUGGCUUCUUAGUCUUUCCACUAUAA
Messenger RNA from Cinclus cinclus, 639 nucleotides. It is a transcript of the gene CBLN2, whose product is annotated as cerebellin 2 precursor. The coding region runs from base 1 to 639 and encodes 212 amino acids. NCBI's taxonomy places the organism in Eukaryota, Metazoa, Chordata, Aves, Passeriformes, Cinclidae. The transcript has 3 exons. The record is from RefSeq and is a predicted model, not a curated record. Gene Ontology annotation, molecular function: protein binding.